This is a messenger RNA of Fusarium redolens, 2399 nucleotides long. RefSeq lists its product as uncharacterized. NCBI's taxonomy places the organism in Eukaryota, Fungi, Ascomycota, Sordariomycetes, Hypocreales, Nectriaceae. Gene Ontology annotation, molecular function: DNA binding. Gene Ontology annotation, biological process: regulation of DNA-templated transcription. The record is from RefSeq and is a predicted model, not a curated record. The transcript has a single exon. The coding region runs from base 302 to 2107 and encodes 601 amino acids.
CUUGGCAACAUCGGACGUGGGCAUUGGUGUGAUAUCGUUGAUCUCUUCAAUCUUCAAGUAUAGGCUACAAAUGAUGACCUGCAGGAAAACACCAAAGAGUGCCGUUAAAGAUAUCCCAAACGGGCGGUGCGCGCUGUUACUGCAUCGCGGCUGUGACUAAGCCCGACAUCGCUUCAAGCGAACGCUACGCGUGACGUUAUCGCAACUUCCAGUCUCAAAACUCCACUCCAACAUCUUCACAUGCCUCUUCAUCAACCCUCUGAAGUCGUUGAGAGGCCAUUGCCCUCAGUUCAGUACGACAAUGGACUUUUCGCUGGAUGACAUUCUAUUCACUGGCGGCGAAAAUGCUGCGCUUACACUUCCUUACGACCAGAUUGAUGAUCUAGCCCCUCAAUCGAGAAGCUCGUCGAAUUCGCUUACUGAGGGAGCGAUUAUCGACAGCACUCUACAGACGAUCAACCCUCAAGAAGCGUUUAGCUUUCAAAGCUCAGAGAUUCCGGAUUUUCAGAUUGAUUGGUAUGCCGACUUUCAGCAGGCCAAAGCAGCCUCCGAGACACCCGCAGAUGAUCUCAAUCAGGACUUUUCUUUUCUCAAUCAACCAGCCACAGAUUGGGGUAUCCCUGCGCCGUUACCAACUUCCAAUGACUCCAUUAAAACGCCCAUGACUACAAUUGAUGAAUUCUUUGUGAAGAAUGGAGCCUCUCGCCCUCCUGUGCCGUGCACGAAUUGUCGUCGAACCCGUUUGCAAUGCCUGAUCUUGCAAACUACGGUUGCAAACCCCAACCCUACCAAGAGUUGCAGUAGCUGUGUCGCCUUGUUCCGCGAAUGCAGCUUGGCAGGGCAGAAGAAGAGGAAGCCGUCAGAAUUUGAGACGUCGGAACCUGUUAUCGGUCGUCUUCAUGGGGUUAGUGAGCACAGUAUCCUAGGUGUCCCUGCGACCGUUGAUGAAGGCCAAUCAUCGCAGGGCCUUUCAGUGGCAGCUCUGUCGGGCAAAAGAGCAAAUACUCGAUCGGUGCGAAAGACGAGGGUGCUGCGAAAUUGGUAUCUUUCCAAUCUGGACCAUCCCUACCCAUCAGAGGAAGAGAAAGUCAGUCUUUCUCAACAGUCGGGAUUGAGCAGGAGUCAAGUAGUCAAUUGGUUUGCCAAUACUAGACGACGCCAUCGACUCUCCUCGACUUACUCUGCAUCGCCUGGCCGGGGUCGUCAAGGAUUUGCACCAGGAUCCCCCAUGCCGCAUUACCUCCGCAAAAACAUGUCACCCUUGGAUCGCUGGAAGAAUUCUCCGCCCGAUGAGGAGCCUGCUUCAGCGACGGCAAUCCAAAAUGCGCUGGCUGCUCAGUCGAGUGGACAUAGCUCGUUGGACAGUGAUGCGGGUGCGUCUGAUGGGCCAGGGUCAUCUGCGAGCAAUGACUCUCUCUGGCUUUCUAAUCUGCAAGAGGCCUCGUCCAACUCGGCAUCUUCUUGUUACUCAUAUCGUUCAAGGGAGGCGGCAUUCUUCUCUCGCUCUGGUAGUAGCUCAGUGGCAGAAGGACCCUCCAUAUCCAGGACUACAUCCUCAAGAUCACGAACCAAGAAGUUUGUCGCGUUUCAAUGCACAUUUUGCGGACAAAGCUUCAAGAAAAAAUACGAUUGGGUUCGCCAUGAGCGAUCAAUUCAUCUGCCGGGUCUCGAUUCAUGGAUUUGCGCAUUGCCUGUCACGCCAGAUCAAUCGUUUUUAGUCUGGCGCAUGAGUGAAGAUGGCCCGCAAUGCCUUUUCUGUGGUGAGAACUCACCCAGCGACGAGCACAUUCAAGCUCACGAAUUCGACACUUGCGCCGAGCGUCCCGUUUCAGAGCGCAAGUUCACACGCAAAGACCACCUCUGGCAACACCUACACAAGUUUCAUGGUUGUCGCAAGUGGGAUGGCUGGAAACCGGACCUGAGUCUGCUACAACACCGACAAGAUAUGAUAAGAAGCAAAUGCGGUUUCUGUCAAGUCAUGAUGGACAGCUGGGGAGAACGAACAGAUCACAUCGCUGCUCACUUCCGGUCUGGGUUGACGAUGGAGCAAUGGGUUGGAGGAUCCGGGAUCCACGACCCCGGCGAUAUGGGUACCGAAGACCGGUAGAUGAGCCGCUCUUGGAGGUGGAUACGGAUACGGGAGAUGUCACUGACCCGGCAUCGGUACGGAAGAAUGGAGGCAAUCGGGGGAACCGAUGCAGCCCUGCAUUCGACACGUGGGAACCUUGUCCUAGUGACUCCGCUGACGGCUAACGGCGGUUAAGUCCAGAAGGCCCGUAGAAGGAUUGUUCAAUUAAUUCGACAUUCGAAGCCAUUAAGCGAAAUGCCAAAACCUCGAGAACAACUUCUUCACGAACAAGAGUUCAACUCAAGUUCAGAAGACCAAUACCCAGUGACUC